CAGACCUCCACCGGGGGGAAAAACAUUUACCCCUGUGCUCCUCACACUCUGGGUCCCCUCGGUCGCCAGAGAACAGGAAGAAAAUCCCUGCAAGAGCAAAGGGUGAACCCGAGACUGCCACCCGAUCUGCCGGCACCUCUGUGGGGAGCCUCAAGACUCUCCUUCCUGCGGGGACUCCAGACCAGACAAACAGGUUGCUCUGCAAGUGGAGAGGCAGCAUCUACAAACUGCUGUACAGGGAAUUCCUUGUUUUUGCUGGUUUUUACACAGCAAUAAGUCUGGUGUACAGAUUGUUACUUACAGGAGCCCAAAAACGUUACUUUGAAAAAUUAUCAAUUUACUGUGACAGAUAUGCUGAGCAAAUUCCAGUAACCUUUGUGCUUGGCUUUUAUGUCACUCUGGUAGUAAACCGGUGGUGGAACCAGUUUGUGAACCUGCCCUGGCCCGACAGGCUGAUGCUCCUCAUCUCCAGCAGCGUCCACGGGAGGGACGAGCACGGGCGUCUGCUCAGGAGGACGCUGAUGCGCUAUGUCAACCUCACAUCCCUGCUCAUCUUCCGCUCCGUGAGCACGGCUGUGUACAAACGGUUCCCGACAAUGGACCACGUGGUUGAAGCAGGUUUUAUGACAGCAGACGAAAGAAAAUUAUUCGACCAUCUCAAAUCUCCUCAUCUGAAAUACUGGGUUCCAUUCAUCUGGUUUGGAAAUCUUGCAGCUAAAGCCCGGAAGGAAGGCAGAAUCAGAGACAGUGUUGAUCUGCAGUCACUGAUGACGGAAAUGAACCGCUAUCGCUCCUGGUGCAGCCUCUUAUUCGGCUAUGACUGGGUCGGGAUCCCGCUGGUCUACACCCAGGUUGUCACUCUGGCCGUCUACACCUUCUUCUUUGCGUGCCUGAUUGGACGCCAGUUUCUGGACCCCACCAAAGGCUACGCGGGGCAUGACUUAGAUCUGUACGUUCCGGUCUUCACGCUCCUCCAGUUCUUCUUCUACGCAGGGUGGCUCAAGGUGGCUGAGCAGCUCAUCAACCCUUUUGGAGAAGAUGACGAUGAUUUUGAAACUAACUGGUGCAUUGACAGAAAUCUGCAGGUCUCUCUUCUGGCUGUGGACGAAAUGCACAUGAGCUUACCCAAGAUGAAGAGGGACAUUUACUGGGACGACUCUGCCGCUCGCCCACCUUACACACUGGCGGCUGCCGACUACUGCAUACCCUCGUUUCUGGGGUCCACAGUCCAAAUGGGGCUGUCGGGGUCUGCCAUUCCCAGUGAGGAGUGGCUCUGGGACUACGAGAAGCCGGGCCACCGCCGCUCAGUCAUCAGGAGAGUCAAGAGGUUCCUGAGUACCCACGAGCACCCCUCCAGUCCCCGGAGGACGCGCUACGGGAGGCAGGCCAGCGACAGCUCCAUGUUCCUCCCCCCCAGCGACCUCAGCCCAACCCGGGACCUGCUGGACAUGCCCUCCAGAAGCCGCCACCGCAGCCCAGCCACCCGGAAGCAAUCCUGCUCCCCAGAGGGGAGCCCCAAGCUGCGCUGCAGCCUGGGGGAACUGCCCACCAUCGGGGAGACCAGCGGGACUAGCACCGCACAGAGCCUGACCCCGCAGUCCACGGUGAGGCCCUCCCCCACCAAGAUGCCCCCGGUCCCUGAGGUCCUGGUCGCCGUGCCAGGGCCCAUGGCCGAGGACCACCACCACGACUCCACCACCUCCAUCCGGAGCUCUGACUUCACGGGGGUUCAGCCAAGCGGGCCAGGGCAGCAGGAGGACCCUGUGGGACAGUCCCUGUCCUCCUCAGAGAAGGGGACGCCUCCUGGAGACCCCAGUCCCCAGGCUGUUUCACCCAGAGCUGAGAGAAACAUCCCCGAGUUUGCCUCUGAGGAAGCUGCUGGCGAGAAGGAGCAGCUCCUGAAGAGGUGGAGCCUGCCGGAGAGCCUGCAGCCGGAGCCCAUGGGCCCUGAGCUGGCUCUUUUAAUAGACACAGAGACGUCCUCAGAGACCAGUGGCAUCAACGUGGUGGCUGGCCCCCAGGUGUCCCCUGAUGUGCUGUAUUUAGUGGAAAACCUGGACACCAAGGAAACAGAUAUCAUAGAAUUUAACGACGAGCCGACAGAGGGCUCACCCAAAGGAAUGCCAGAAAGUUCCAGGACCUGGUUCUAGCCUGGCUCCUUACUUCCCAAAGUUUAGCAUUAGUUCCGGACGUACCUGAGGGCUGGCCAAUUUCUAAGAGACUGUCACACUGUAUAAGCUACCGAAGACUCUGAAGGGCAUUAUGAUCCUGACUUUUUGAGAACUGGGAAAACCAAGCGCAUUCAUGCCAUCCCUCACCAUGUGGCUUUCAGGGAAAUUACGCGGACCACAUGGGCGCAUCCUAACCAAAUAAGGGGUCUUAACAAUACGCGUAAAUGACUUAUAAGUUCACAGGCUGUCGGCCUUGGAGAGGGCCAGUAGAUCACGGUCCAACCCCCCGGUUUUGCCUCUAGGGAGACAAAGGAUUCCCUACUUCGAGCACUUGUUUUCUUCCUUUCUUCACUUAUAAAGACAGGGCAAUGGAUCGCAUAACACCUCAAACGCCGCUCCUUCAUUACGCUUCUUCUUUGAGGCUUUCUGACCAUUUCACUCCCACUUUCUAAACGAUCAUCACUUCCUAAUUCCUGAGCCUGCUCAGCGUCUGAAAGCUUCAUCCCUCUCAGUCUCCUUUCCGACUUCCAGGCCUUCUCGUCCCUCUGCCCCUUAUUCCCUCACCCUCUGUUCGCCCUGGUCUCUGGUGACGCUGACCUGUCCCACCUCUGAGUGAUAAUAUUCUCUCUUGGCAGAUCUACUGCUCACUUCUGGCCGUGGUUUUCAUGGUAGGAGGCAUGGGAAAGCCUCCAACAGAACAAUCAAGGAUGUUGACAGACCCGCCUGACACCUUCCAGCCACUCUGUGGGAGAAUGCGGGAGG
Molecule: messenger RNA, 2933 nt
Organism: Equus quagga
Lineage: Eukaryota; Metazoa; Chordata; Mammalia; Perissodactyla; Equidae
Gene: BEST3
Product: bestrophin 3
Exons: 10
Coding region: 456-2150 (564 amino acids)
Molecular function (GO): chloride channel activity
Source: RefSeq, a predicted model, not a curated record